Molecule: messenger RNA, 762 nt
Organism: Bactrocera tryoni
Lineage: Eukaryota; Metazoa; Arthropoda; Insecta; Diptera; Tephritidae
Gene: Coq7
Product: 5-demethoxyubiquinone hydroxylase, mitochondrial
Exons: 4
Coding region: 82-741 (219 amino acids)
Biological process (GO): determination of adult lifespan; ubiquinone biosynthetic process; regulation of gene expression
Cellular component (GO): mitochondrial inner membrane; nucleus
Molecular function (GO): 3-demethoxyubiquinol 3-hydroxylase activity
Source: RefSeq, a predicted model, not a curated record
GUUUUGUGAAUUUAGUGCAUAAUUUAUUUUGUCGGCAUUUUAUUUAAAGAAAUAAAUUAAAAGAAAUAUCAGUAUUUAAGCAUGUUGCGCCUCUCGAAUAUAUCAAACAACAGUUGGCGCCUCAUACAAUGCCGACCGAUACUGCAACAGUCCAAACAAAAGGUGGCGACAGAGCAUGGAAGCCAACAAAAACCUGAAACCACUACGACGCUACGAAAGCGGCCUACUCAACUAACAGAUGAGAUCAUACGUGUUGAUCAUGCUGGUGAAUUGGGUGCCGAUCGUAUUUAUGCCGGACAAAUGGCGGUUUUGGGUAAGGGACCGAUGGGCAAGACUAUUGCGCACAUGUGGGAACAGGAGAAGGAGCAUCGUAGAAAAUUCGAAAAACUCAUACAAGAGCACAGAGUGCGACCCACCGUUAUGGUGCCGAUAUGGAAUGUAGCUGGGUUUAUGUUGGGAGCGGGCACUGCAUUGCUGGGUGAGAAAGCUGCCAUGGCAUGCACUGUUGCUGUGGAAACAGUCAUCGUGGAGCAUUACAAUGAACAAUUGCGACAAAUUAUGGCGUCCCCUAAGCCGGAUAAGGAACUCUUGGAUACAAUAACAAAGUUCCGUGAUGAGGAACAAGAGCACCAUGAUACGGGUAUUGACUGCGGCGCUGAACAGGCACCUUUUUAUAAAGCAAUUACGGAAGUUAUCAAAAUCGGCUGCAAGACAGCUAUUGCUAUUUCGAAACGUAUUUAAAAAAAUAAAAUGUAGUAUUUG